Molecule: messenger RNA, 3405 nt
Organism: Canis lupus familiaris (dog)
Lineage: Eukaryota; Metazoa; Chordata; Mammalia; Carnivora; Canidae
Gene: PRR36
Product: proline rich 36
Exons: 6
Coding region: 86-3364 (1092 amino acids)
Source: RefSeq, a predicted model, not a curated record
CCGGCGGCAGCCCCGGCGCUCCCGCGCGGCCCCACCCCAGGCGACCCAGCGUGGACCCGCGGGCGGCGGGAGCCCGAGGUGCGGGAUGGACAAGAGGGACAAGGGCAGGGCAGCGGCCGCCUCGCGGACCACGGCUACUCGCCCUCCCGGCCUUCCGACCCCCAGGCCCCCAGGGUCUCCUCGUCCCCCUCCCCCAGUAACCAGCGCGGCCCUCCGAGUUCUGGGAGCCGCGGGAGCUGCCGGGCGAGGGCCCCUGGCCGAGCGAGCAGGGGGUAUCCGGGCACCCGCUCUCCCGGAGGCUGGUCCCCGGGGAGGACCAACGCGGAGCGCUGGGACAGGCCCCCGGAGUCCAGCCUCCAGGCCCCCGGCUGCUGGGAGAGGGGAGCGGGCCCCUGCCAAGACCCCAGCCCCGGGCUCUAUCUCUAGCCCGGGACGUGCCAGCGGGAGCAGCAGGCUAGGCUCUCUUGCACAGAAGGGGCCUCGGCCCCCAGCUGAGGAACCUGUGGCCAGAGGAAGAGCUCCAGAAACACCCAGAAGAAGCGCGCUGAGCGCCGGGGCACGGAGAGACUCUUCCGGGCCCUCCCCAGGCGCCCCUUCCCCAGCCACUUCCCGUCGGUCCCGAGCUGCAGGUGCUGAAGUGGGUGUCGCUCGGGCAGCUCCGAGUGCCCGGCCGCGGCCUCCCACCGAGGCCCCCAAGAAAUCCGUGAGCAGCCCCCCGCAGCAUGGUCCCGCAGAACCGAGUCCCGCCACCAGGAGGCGACCCAGCGCCGGCGGAGGCCUCCAGAGGCCAACCUCGCGCCCCUCGGGCUCCAGCGCCACUCCCCAGUCCUCCCCCGCCCGCCCCGGGGCCUCGCCCCGCCCCGGGACCUCGCCAAGUGGGACACCCCGGGCUCUGGGGCAUCCCUCGCAGCCCAAGUCGAAAGGGCUGCAGGCUCUGCGCCCUCCCCAGUCCACACCCGCGAGGAAAGGCGCAACCCCAGUGCAGGGCUUUUCUCCUCCUUUAGCUACACCCUCUCCUCCGGGUUUGACCCAAACCCCCCAACUGGCACCGCCUCCGCAAAUCACAGGGACUCCCCUGCCUGGCACGCUCCCUCCCUCUCCACCGACCACGCCCCCUUCCCAGUCCCUAACCGGCCCUUUGGCCACACCCCUUCCACUAGCCCCUCCUCCCUCUGCUCCCCUCCCUCCGCAGGCCCUCCCCUCUCCACCGGCCACGCCCCCUUCGCAAGCCCCACCCCCACCCCUGGGUGGCUCCUUUCUGGAGGCGUCCACCUCUCCCACGACCACUAUUAAGGCUUCAUUCUCUCCAUCAUUGUCACCCCCUCUGCAGAGUAUGUCCCCAACCCAGGCUUCUCCAACUUUGCCCCCUCUUCUGGCUCGCUCCUCUCCCUUGGCCACACCUUCUUUGUCGGCUCCUGGACCACCAGCCACGGCCCCUCUACCAGCCUCUUCUGCUCAAGCAACAUGUCUGCUGACCCCACCCUCCCCCCAAGCCACAGCCCCUCUGCCGGGUCUUUCCACUUUGCCUGCUACCCCUCCACUGGCCAGUCCUUCCUUAUCCCCGCCCUCUCUUCAGACCACGCCCUGUACGGUGACCACGCCCCCCACGCUGGACACUUCUCCGGCCGCAUACCCUCCUCAAGCCUCUCCCUGUCCUCUGACCACCCUCUCUGUGCAGGGGCCUCCUCCCCUGUGCUCUCCAUAUCCCUUGGCCUCCCAAUCUCUGCAGCCUGCACCCUCUCUCCUGCCCGUGCCCCCUCCGCAGACCCCACCUGCUCUGGCCGCACACUGUCUGCCGGCCACGCCCUCUCCGCCCCGGCUCCCUACACAGGCCCCACCUUCUCUGGCCUCAUCACCUCUGCGAGUCCCAACCUCUCCACUAACCAUGUCUCCCAAGCAAACUCCAGUUUCUCCUGCCACAGCCCCUCUGCCGGCCAUUCCCUCUCAGAGCGUGCUCCCACCACCUCUGCAAACCCCUCUCUCUCCUGUUUCACUCCCUCUGCAGAACCUUUGCUCUCCCUUGGCCAUGCCCCCUCCCCAGGCUCCACCUUCCCUGGCUUUGCCUCCUCUUCAGGCCCCUCCCUCUCCCCCUGCCUCACCGCCUCCGCGAGCCCCUCCCUCUCCCCUGGCCACAUCCCCUCCUCGGGCCCCUCCCUCUCCCCUGGCCACCCCCUCCCCGCGGGCCCCUCCCUCCCCCGUGGCCACACCCUCUCCACGGGCCCCUCCCUCCCCCGUGGCCACACCCUCCCCGCGGGCCCCUUCCUCUCCCCUGGCCACACCCCCUCCACGGACCCCUCCCUCUCCCUUGGCCACACCUUCCCCGCAGGCUCCACCUUCCCUGGCCUUGCCUCCUCUGCCCUUCUCGACUCUCCCUCUGCAGGCUCCGCCCUCUCCCCUGGCCACGCCCCCUCAGGCUCCACCUUCCCUGGCCUUGCCUCCUCUGCAGGCCCUGCCCUCUCCCCUGGCCACGCCCCCUCCCCAGGCUCCACCUUCCCUGGCCCUGCCCCCUCUGCAACCUCCUCCCUCUCCCCCGGACUCCCCACCUCUGCAAGCCCCACGCCGACCCCCGACCCCGGGUCCGGAUGCCCCCAUCCCGGGCCCACGGCUGACCCUGGCGCUGGCCCCAGCUCCGCCGCCGCCGCCCUCGCGCAGCCCGUCCAGCACGCUGAGCGGCCCGGAUCUGGCGGGCCACAGCAGCAGCGCCACCAGCACGCCGGAGGAGCUGCGUGGCUACGACAGUGGGCCCGAGGGCGGCGCCGCGGCCUCUCCGCCCCCCGACGCGGAGCUCGCCGCCUGCCACCCGGCCUCCUGGAGCCGAGGUCCCGCUCCGCCGCUGGCCCCCCGCAGCACCCCAGGAGCGCAGCUGCCUUGGCCUCCUGCCGCCGGGUCGGGCUCCGCUGACGGCCUCUGCACCAUCUACGAGGCUGAGGGUCCCGAGCCGGCGACCCCCGCCCCGGGCGCGCUGGAUCCGGAGCCCGGGCCCGGCGCGGGUGGUGGGAAGGUGGCGGCUGGAGUAGGGGCGGGGGCGACCUCGCGUGGAGCGAAGCCGGGGCGCCUGGGCGAGCUGCCGCUGGGGGCGCUGCAAGCGAGCGUCGUGCAGCACCUGCUGAGCCGGACGCUGCUGCUAGCUGCGGCCGAGGGUGCUGCAGGCGGCGGCGGCGGCCCAGGGGGCGCGGGGGCUGGCGGCGUCGCGGGGGGCGCCCGUACUGCGCUCAGCGACGCCGAACUGGGCCGCUGGGCUGAACUGUUGUCUCCCCUGGACGAGUCCCGCGCCAGCAUCACCUCGGUCACCAGCUUCUCCCCGGACGACGUGGCUUCCCCGCAGGGUGACUGGACGGUGGUGGAGGUGGAGACUUUCCACUGAGCCAGACCCUUAGCCCCGCCCACCACACCCCUUCCCCCCCU